UCAGAUGAGUAUAAACAGGAUCUCAAAAAAUGAGCUCUUAGCCAAUUAUGACACAUUUUUAUUCGACGCUGACGGAGUUUUGUGGACCGGUGAUAUUCCAGUGCCAGGAGCAAUUGAAUGGAUCAAUCUUCUUCUUGAGGAUCCGUCAAAGAAGGUCUUUGUUUUAACGAACAAUUCUACAAAGACGUUGGAACAAUAUAUGAAGAAGAUUGAGAAGCUCGGAUUUGGACAUCUCGGCAGGAAUAAUGUUAUUAGUCCAGCUAUCGUUUUGGCAGAUUAUUUGAAAAGUAACGCGGAUAAGUUCUCGGGCGAAUAUGUUUACCUUAUUGGUACGGAAAAUCUGAAAGCAACACUUGAGAAUGACGGAGGUGUCAAAUGCUUUGGAACUGGACCGGAUAGUAUUCGCGAUCACACUGAUGGAGAUUUCAUUCACAAAGUUGACAUGUCUAUUGCUCCAAAAGCCGUCGUUUGCAGUUAUGAUGCCCACUUCAGCUAUCCGAAAAUCAUGAAAGCAUCCAAUUACCUACAAGAUCCGAGUGUAGAAUAUCUCGUCACAAAUCAAGAUUACACAUUCCCAGGUCCUGUUCCAGGUGUUGUAAUUCCUGGAUCUGGAGCAACAUCUGCUGCUGUAACUGCAGUGACUGGAAGAGAUCCAAAAGUUUUUGGAAAACCACAUAAACCGAUGGCAGACUUUUUGCUCCGAAGAGCUCAUGUGGAUCCAAAAAGGACUGUGAUGUUUGGUGAUCGUCUAGAUACGGAUAUCAUGUUCGGAAAUGCUAAUGGGUUUUCAAGUGUCUGGAUGCCAACUGGAGUUCAUACAAUUGUCGAUAUUCAUAAUGCGAAGGAAAAAGGACAACUUGAUCGAAUUCCGACAUUCACACACUGCUUCGCUACUGGAGAUUAAUUUUGGCUUUAAAUAUUUCCAAUUUUUUUAGGAAUCUAUCUCUCUAGGACAACUAUCUGCCACACCAAUCCAGUGUCAGAAUGAAUCGGAAAAUAGUGAGCCGCAGAAGCAGGGAUGGAUCAGUAGAUUGCUCAAGGGACAAUCAAUGGAUCCAUCGAGUUGGCAGAAACAGUCACAUUCGUCGUUGCUCUCGAAUUCAGAGCUCAUGUACGAGUUCAUGACUCACAACUACCGCCCAGGAGAGCAGGAUGCAUAUUUAGAUGCUUUUGGAAAGUAUAAAAACGAAAUGAAUCAAAAGAAUCCAUCAAUUGAACUUGUUGGAUCAUGGACAUGUGCUUAUGGAAGAACUCGUGAUCAGGCAAUUCAUCUGUGGAGACAUAACAAAGGUUAUGAAGAUGUUGAUUCAUCGAUUUCUCUUCAUGGAAAAGAUUCUGGAAUCCGUGCAGCUGAUAAUGACGUUGCUAAACUGUGUGGUCGCCGCAAGAAUCUCAUAGUAAAAUCAUUCAGCUAUUGGAGAGAACCAGAACAACGACCACCAAAUCAUGUUUAUGAUCUUCGUUCAUAUGUUCUUCAACCUGGAACUAUGAUUGAUUGGGCAUCUGCAUGGGCAAAAGGAAUUCAAUACAGACGUGAGGCGAAUCAAGAUGUUGGAGGAUUCUUUGCUCAAGUUGGACAACUCUAUGUUGUCUAUCACAUUUGGGCUUAUCCAUCAAUGUCAGGCCGUAACGAUACGAGACAUGCUACUUGGGCAAAGCCAGGAUGGGAUGCAACUGUUGCGAAUACUGUGCCUCUCAUCAAGAAGAUGCAAUCGAAAAUUUUGACUCCAACCAAAUAUUCUCAACUGGAAUAAACAUUUCUCAUGUUUGUCAUAAUUCACAAAUUGAGAAAUUGAAUAGGUUAAUAUAGAAGAAAUGCUUGUACGUUUUAAUUUUGCCACACACAUUUUCAUUUUCAAAUAGUCAAUCGUAUAUUAUAUGUACUGGUGUCUGUGCUAAUUUUAAUUUCUUCCCCUCUCCCGCGUUUUCUCAUGUAUAUUAUUUUCCCCUCGAGUUUUUUCCCCACCACAUUUUGGUUUCCAGUCUCUUUAUAAAUAUUGCAUA
Messenger RNA from Caenorhabditis elegans, 2004 nucleotides. RefSeq names its product Glycerol-3-phosphate phosphatase (gene K02D10.1). The transcript has 5 exons. The record is from RefSeq and is marked reviewed. Gene Ontology annotation, molecular function: phosphatase activity. Bases 5 to 904 code for a protein of 299 amino acids. Lineage: Eukaryota; Metazoa; Nematoda; Chromadorea; Rhabditida; Rhabditidae. Gene Ontology annotation, biological process: mitophagy.